This is a messenger RNA of Cynara cardunculus var. scolymus (artichoke), 1260 nucleotides long. RefSeq lists its product as uncharacterized. The transcript has a single exon. The record is from RefSeq and is a predicted model, not a curated record. Bases 22 to 978 code for a protein of 318 amino acids. Gene Ontology annotation, biological process: lipid metabolic process. Gene Ontology annotation, molecular function: phosphoric diester hydrolase activity. NCBI's taxonomy places the organism in Eukaryota, Viridiplantae, Streptophyta, Magnoliopsida, Asterales, Asteraceae.
CUUCAUAGAAAAACCAAAAAAAUGGGAGCUCAGUGGUCUAAACAGGCGGAACGCCGGAAAUUAAUCGCCGACGAGAAGAAAACUUUACGGGAACUCGAAGAGAGCUCCGGCUGCAACUUUCCCGGCUGCGAUUACCAUCCAACCGAUCGGAAAAACUGGAUUUCCGGCCUCAACCCGGAGAAAAUUCACCUGAACCAGAUUGUUUGGCCGGGAACCCAUGAUUCCGCCACCAACAAGAUCGGAAUCAAGAUGGUUUCUCGGCCGUUCGCCCAAUGUCAAUCGUUAUCCAUUUACCAACAACUUGUAAUCGGGACCCGUUUGCUUGAUAUUCGGGUCAACGAGAACCGAAAAGUCUGCCAUGGGAUUCUCACCACGUACAGUAUCGAUAAUGUGAUCAACGACGUCAAGAAGUUCAUAUCGGAAACCGAAUCCGAAAUCAUUAUCCUCGAGAUCCGAACCGAAUUUGGACACAACGACCCACCCGAAUUCGAGAAAUACUUGGAGCAACAACUUGGGGAAUACUUGAUCCAUCAAGAUGAUCAAAUAUUCCAAAAAUCAGUGGCGGAGAUUCUUCCAAAACGAAUUAUUUGUAUCUGGAAGCCUCAAAAAUCCGACCCACCAAAACCCGGUAGCCCGUUUUGGAGUUCGGGUUAUUUGAAAGAUAAUUGGAUCGAUACCGAUUUGCCGGCAACGAAAUUCGAGAGUAAUUUGAGUUACCUGAGUAAACAACAGACCUUGAGUUCCCGAAAAUACUUUUAUCGGGUUGAGAAUACGGUGACACCGCAAGCAGAUAACCCGGUUUUGUGUGUGAAACCGGUUACGAAACGGAUCCACGGGUAUGCAAGGGUGUUCAUUACGCAAUGCUAUUCUCGAAGUAUAGCGGACCGGUUGCAAGUAUUUUCAACCGAUUUUAUCGAUGAAGAUUUUGUUGACGCUUGUGUUGGGCUUACUCAUGCAAGAGUCGAAGGAAAAACUUAAGUCUUUUUUUGGACCGUAAAAUAAUCGUACCUUGUGCAUUAAAAGUUGUACUUUCACGUCAUUUUUUGUGAUUGGUUUUAUUUGUGUAAAAAGUUUCAAUUUUUUAUGUAAUAAGAGUGUUUCGUGCGAAGAUUGUUAAAAUCGCCGGUGACAUGCCGCAGAAUCUCGUAGGAUUCCGGUACCGGCGGCACGUGGUGUGCACGCCCACUCGUUUUCUGUUUACCAACCAUGUGGUUUGUACUUUGUAACCGUAAUUUUCGGUCGAUUAAAAAAAUCAAAUAU